GCGGAAAAGGAUGCCAACUGUCCGAAUGAUUACAUUGAAAUCUUGGAUGGUUCGUAUGGAAGCACUGUCGUAAUAGCGCGAUUGUGUGGCUUCAGCUUGCAAGAUGUUGAUGAGAAAACGUUUGUUUCCAGCAGUAACAUGUUACUUGUGCAUAUGCACACAGACAAUGACAAGCAAAAUAGAGGCUUUUUAGCAAAGCACAAAGGUAUUAAACUACUGACCUUCUUGAACCGACACCUGGAACGUCGGAACGCUGAUACAUACCAAAUCCCGGAAUUCCUGAGUGUUAAAAGGGGGUGCUUAAUUCCGUUUGCCGAAAAAGCAAAAUAUAGAAAGCCCUUUGGCAAGGUCUUGACUAGAACAACAAGACUACUUGCUCGUGCUUUCUGGCAUUCUAUGAGUAUUAGGAAGACCCGCAACUUAGUAUUUAAUUCUUAUGACGACUAGAAGUGUCAUUUCGUCAGUGGACUAAAACUUCGGCUUUAAGUAUGACGACGACUGGCUCAAAGGCCCCAAAUAUAGCUACUGCAACAAGAUGGCAAACAUAUUUUCAUUUAAAGACAUUUUCGUUCAUUUCAACUAAGCUUCGUGUUUUCUUGGUGUAGCAGUGCGUUACAAUGUAGUGUUCGGAUUGUAACUCUGCUUUGCUAAGUGACGAGCGAGGCAUAAGUUGAUUUAUACUUCUUGUUCAUUACAUGAUAGUUAUUGAGUCAAUUAUUAUUGAUGGCGGAGUCUCGCUUUGAGUGAGCUCUGUUUGCUGUUUUCUUGUUGCAGUGAGCAAAGAGGCUUUGUUUUCGGGCCUCGCUUUCAUGUCUUAAGAAUUUGGAUUCUUAUUUAGGAGAGGUUGCUGUUGUGCACCUUCUCGGAUUGCACUGAUCUGACCAUCUCCUCCCAAGUAUAUGUGACAAUACAUAAGGCAUCGCGUUUUUAUAAACUUUUGCGUCUCAUUUUUGUAAGUUUUCUGAGUUGUAGAUCGAAUCGGGGGCUGAGUCUCGGAACUUGCCUUGCGAACUUUGCCUACACGUUCUCGCUGGUCUGUCAUUAGUUAUUGACCCAACAUUUUACCACAGAUAUUACACGAUACCCUUUUAAAAUCCUGUGAUCAAUGUUUGGUUUAUGGGGGACACCUAAGUUGCAGGAAACGUAACGGCCAAACUUUUUGGCCAGGGUGAUUAUUCGUUGCUUUUUUUGUGUGUUGUAUUUUCUUAGUACUCUAUCUUUACUGGCUUUCAGUAGUAUUCUGGCGUUCCAACGCUCCAGGUUUCAGCAGAUAUGAUUAUGUAACUGCGCUUGCAAUGUUUUUUAAAGCCAGCAGUAGUGUGAUUAGUUAUGGACAAUAAAUAACAAAUAAGGAAGCCUUGCAUGUGGUCUGUUAUUUAUAUCUAUUUAUUUAUUAUUUUUUAAUUAUUUGUACUUCAGUAGGUCCACAUCAGCCUCUGGCUGCUCCUUUUAACCUACUCAGAUAAAGUGUGUAUGUAUGUAUGUAUGUUCUGUUGUAAAGCAAACAGAAAGGGGCUAGAGUACGAACGAAGUCGAGUGCUCCUCUCUACUUCUUGAGACUAAUCGUUUUGAAAGUUGAUUUGUUUACAAUUCAAAACGACGCUUGUAAUAAUAUUUGCUGGUCAGACCCAAAAGGACUCUGACAGCUAAACUAUGUAACUAUUAAAAAUGAACUAUACAAAUGAAUGAUACAAAUUUAAGAGAUAAUUGCUUACAGAAGGCUCCUAUAAGUAUUGAACUGUCAAAAUGAAAAACUAAAAUCUUGAACUAUGAUUCAUUCAUUUCGUAUUGAACAAUAUCAACAUUAUGUAAACAGAUUAACAGCAGUAAUAGCCUGUGGUAAAAACAAUCAAUAUCAACUUUUUUAUUGUUUUUUUGUUUACUAAGGUAUUUGUGAUGUAAGGCUGACGACUUUGUCGGGAACCAUUAUGUCUCCAAACCAUCCCGAUAACUACCCAACAAGACUAGCGUGCGUAUGGCUUAUUGAUCUUGGCUACGGCUAUCGUACUACUCUGACUUUCCACAAAUUUAUGUUAGAAAAGAACGAAGAAUGUAAAUAUGACUGGCUAUCAGUGCAAGAAGGAAAUUCCACAACUUCUCCCGAAAUAACCAGGGUUUGUGGUGAUGUACUGCCCCUUAUCAUAGAGGCUCCUGGGCCAGUGAGGAUUGCCUUUAAUACAGACGGUGACAAAGAGUUUGAAGGGUUUCAUAUUACAUAUCAGGCACAAGGUGAAACCAAAACCAAACUAAAUGUAGAAAAAUUGCAAUCUAGCGACAGAUAUCUGAUAUGGUGCAGCAGAGGUCAAAAAACAUACAAAACAUUCUUUGCUGAUUCGGCACUCUCAUAGUUUAGGGUAAAAAUCUUCAACUUAAGUAGUGCAGGAGAGAGGUUUUAGGCCCGUUUUUGAACAGGAAUACAUUAGCGCCGAUGAAGUAAUAAAUCUUAUUAAGAUAGGGACCUCGUGCCAUUGACAGGUGGUAUAAUCGGGUUAACAAGUUUAGAGUUGUUUCGGUUGAUGUCAUUGUUUUGAUUGGUUUGCUGAAAAUUAUAAAAACAUUCAUUAAUUGAUUCAUUUUACGAAGGGAUAAGCCCUAAGUUACAUUCCACCUAAAAUCUCUGAUCCGUAACAUAAUUAUGCAAGUUUUUUCUCCUCCCACAGUUAUUACAUCGGUACCGGUUCACUUAUUUUCGGCGCUCACUUCGAGCAAAUUAUUGAAAAAUCUUAAAUCUAUUGUAAAAUGUCUUGUCAGACCAGUUGAAACCAACCAAAAUCGCAAAUGACGUCAUCUUAAUGACAUUCCAACGCAAAUAGGAGGUCUCUGUCUCAAUAGGUUUCACGACAAAGUAUUUUCUGUCCUCUUAAAUAAGAAUCCUGCUCCUCAAAGGGGGGUCUGAAACAUCACUGCCAUGCGACUAAUGUUGCCCUGUUAUGUUUAUCAGUCUCGUUUGACUGAGGACUCAAAAACAUGUAUCUUCCGUAUAUAGAUUUAGUCAAGGCUAAAAGCUAAUCGUCCCUUUAUAUUCUCUAUUUAAGCAACAGAAAACGUUUUCCGUGUUUCCAUAGCCUGACAUAAACACGAGAGGGGUUGGGAGAAUUCGAGGCAGUCAUGCAAACCCGAGACGACGUCGAGGGUUUGCAUAACUGUCGAGAAUUCUCCCAACGCCUCGAGUGUUUAUAUCAGGCUAUGCAAACUCAGGAAAAAAGUAUUCUAUUGCUUUUAUAAAAUAACUUUCCCAAGAAAAGAAAACAAAACUUUUUGUAUGGCACUGAUUAAAAGAGAAAUUCUUACCAGUCGCAAAGUCUUGUCCACGAAGUCUUGCACGCGUAAUCAGUUCUUGUUUCGCAAAAAGUUGCUUUCCAAAAUACGGAUUUUUCUUGCUUAAAAUGUCAGGUUAAGCGAAGAAAAAUUGACACACCUUCUUUGUAACGAUUUUCCAAGUUUCAGCCGACGAAGGAAUGGGUAAAUAAAGUAAACUUGUGGAGUUUUGAACUCGAAAACGUUUGCGUGAUUAGCGCGUGAAAAGCAAAACUUCUUGACGCCACAACCAUGUUUACAUACUCUCAUGCAAAAACUCCUCUCGGCCAAUCAGAGCACGCGUACUAUCUUAGUUUUUUUAUUAAUUACUUUUAAUUAAUUAGUUUAAAAACUAUAGCUUGGUCAAACUCGGCUUACACACAAUUCUCAAGUAGCCCUUUUCCUCUCUCCCGUUGCUUUUGCCAAUAUUGUUUAGACUCGAAAGUUACAGCCAGUACAGGAAUUAAAAUGUUUGAAAUAUCUGCCGACUCUAUAUCUGUAUGGAUAUCGUUAUAGAAUACCCGCUAUAAAAAUAUAAGGCCUUUCCUCAGCCCCUCCCUCGCGCGCUCUCGCGAGGCUCGCUUCGCUUCCCCAAACAGGAAGAGCUUGCUCGCAGGCUAAAACGCGUGAGGCUCAACAUGCAUUCAUGGAAGUUGAUACUUGAAUGUUGAAUGGCGAAAACAUUCGCGACUACAAUAAUUGUAACAUUUUUUUGUUUUAACUCAGGUACUUGCCUUGAUGGAGUGAACAAUUACAGCUGCAUUUGUAAUACUGGUUUUACGGGGCGACACUGCAAUGUUCUUAUUACAAGUUGUAGCAACGAUACUUGUUUCCCCGGUGUGCCUUGUGCGGAAAAUAAUAACUCUAUCUCCUGUGGUUCUUGCCCAUCUGGUUUCACGGGGGACGGGAAAAACUGCAAAGGUAGGAUAGAAAACAAGGUCGUGCAACCUUCAGACUUAAUCUGGCCAAUGUCAGCCUCUCAUAAGCGACCACACCUUCGCAAGCGACCGCGACAACUUUUGAAGAUGAUGGUCGGGUAUUUUAAACUUUCCCCUUAUUCACCGUUCCAACACACCGUUUGACAAAUGGUGUGAUCGAACAUCACUGUAAUAACUUGGACAAUACUACAGCUGACAACCACUGAAGAGACACCGUCGGAGAUUUGUUAUUUGGUAGCGAUCGUUUUUUUGAACUGAGAUCGAGUACAGUAAAGGAAAUGUUCGACCUGUUAUUUGUAACGAGAAAAGUUACCCCUGCAUCAAAUCUUAAACAUAAUUAUGGUUGUUCCCAUACGAAAGGUUCGACUGUAGACGUCUAAGCUAGACAUAUGCAUUGCAAUUUACUCUUCUGAAUUCCUUUGACAGAUAUCGAUGAUUGUGCCAGCCACCCAUGUUUCAAUAACGGUUCGUGCUUGGAUGCUGUCAACAGCUACUCAUGCAAUUGCUUAGAAGGUUUUAACGGAAGUCGUUGUGAGAUAAGUAAGUUUCCACGUUGUACUGGUGUACGCUGUAUUAGCAUCUAUCCACACAAUCAUCCCAUCAACAAUAUAUCUAUCCCUUGAUAAUUUAAUUCGUACGUUUUUCCAUCCCUGCUUUCUUUCCGACUUGUCUUACGCCAAUUUAAAGAUUAAAUUUUCUGCUGAAUAUCUUACUUGCAGAUAUCGACGAUUGUGUUAAUCACACCUGUGCUAACGGCGGAUCUUGCAUGGAUGGUGUAAAUACCUACACCUGCAAUUGUCCACCAGGUUUUACUGGAAUGUAUUGCGGGAAAGGUAAAGUUUCUAAUACUUUAGCCCCUUUAACACUUAUUUUACAAAGAAUCUAA
This is a messenger RNA of Porites lobata, 5121 nucleotides long. The record is from the annotation of a GenBank genome assembly. NCBI's taxonomy places the organism in Eukaryota, Metazoa, Cnidaria, Anthozoa, Scleractinia, Poritidae.